AUGGAAAAGAUACGCGACUGCUAUCUAAGAGAAAAGGUUGUUUCCAACAAUCCGCUAAACAAGUUACAAUUUGCAUACCAAAAAGGCAAAUCUACAGUCAUGGCCCUUCAUUCAAUUGUUCAAAUUAUUGAAAAGGCACUAAAUUUAAAGAAAGCAGCCCUCGGUGCAUUUAUGGACAUUGAGGGGGUCUUCAAUAACGCAAAUUUUAAAACAAUAGAACUAUCACUCUCCAAUAGAGAAUCAGAUCUAGCAAUAGUAAAAUGGGUAAGCAAUAUGCUAAAUCAAAGAAAGAUCACAGCCACUUUAGGACAAGUCAAUCUUAAUGUUGCAGCAAUAAGAGGAUGCCCGCAAGGUUGA
Molecule: messenger RNA, 357 nt
Organism: Teleopsis dalmanni
Lineage: Eukaryota; Metazoa; Arthropoda; Insecta; Diptera; Diopsidae
Exons: 1
Coding region: 1-357 (118 amino acids)
Source: RefSeq, a predicted model, not a curated record